Hypanus sabinus (Atlantic stingray) is the source of this 13350-nucleotide messenger RNA. It is a transcript of the gene dmd, whose product is annotated as dystrophin. Lineage: Eukaryota; Metazoa; Chordata; Chondrichthyes; Myliobatiformes; Dasyatidae. Gene Ontology annotation, molecular function: zinc ion binding; protein binding. Gene Ontology annotation, cellular component: plasma membrane. The record is from RefSeq and is a predicted model, not a curated record. Gene Ontology annotation, biological process: synaptic signaling. The coding region runs from base 779 to 11932 and encodes 3717 amino acids. The transcript has 80 exons.
UAUCUUUAUUGAAGUGAUAAUAGUAAUUUUCACCUUUUGAUGCUUGGGCGCUAUCCCAAGGAGCAGAUCGCCCUCCAGUAGCCGUUCUCCACUUCCACUGAUUCCUCUGGAUAUGCAGGUUGAUAGAAUUCAGUUUGUAAGCAAUGCUCUGACAAUCCAAGGGGAAGGUGAAACUCCCACUCUCUUCCCCUUGCCAGCUGGUUGGAAGCCAUUUGCUUUCACAAGUAAACAGCCUUCUGAGUAUAAAAGCCAAACUACAACCCUCUUAAGAGCCUGGUUCUGUUUAUUUUGUACAUAUCUUUAACCAUUUUGGCGCCGAUGUAUUUGGAGGGGGGAAGGUAGCCUAAAUUGUGACUGUCGUAACUGAGUGGAGAAUCCAGUAGCCUUGUGUGAUCGGAUCCCUUGGGUUGUCCUGGACCCGCAAAUAAAGCUGUGGGAUUGGCAUAUAAAAGCAUGUCGCCUUCGUUACGGGUUCUGUGCUCACUGAGCGCUGGAUUAGUUGGAGUGACAGCCUCGAACGAACGCGUGGAGAGUUGUGACGUCAGGCAUCCAGCCGCCGCGCAGUAAAUGCGGCGACGGUCACGUUCGGCAUGCCCACCAAGUUUAACUUCAAUCAUGCCGGAGAGUGGCUGCUAGAAUUCAAAUAGACUUUCUGGCGCCCACCAGUUGGCUGUAAUAGAAUGCUCUCAGCGAAAUGACAGAUGCCGGGCCAGGAUGCCGCUUCGCACUACCCUAAUUUGUUUCGGCAGCCAACUUCGGAGCGUGAUGGAGUGACGGCAUGAGCAGCUGGCAUGGAAGAAAGGAAGAUGCAGAAUCCAGAAUAAGGAAAUGCGGGAGGGAGAAAGACGAGAAGCUGGCAGAUGAAAGAGAAGAUGUUCAAAAGAAAACAUUCACAAAAUGGAUAAAUGCGCAGUUUGUCAAGGCUGGGAAACCUUUGAUUGAAGAUCUAUUCACUGACUUGCGUGAUGGAAGGCGACUUCUGGAACUUUUGGAGGGUCUUGUUGGCCAUGAUCUAGCAAAAGAAAAGGGAUCUACAAGGGUUCAUGCUCUGAACAAUGUCAACCGAGCAUUACAGAUUUUGCAGAAGAACAAUGUGGAUUUGGUAAAUAUCGGAGGAAGUGAUAUAGUGGAUGGAAAUCAUAAACUUACCCUGGGUUUGAUCUGGAGCAUCAUCCUCCACUGGCAGGUGAAAGAUGUUCUGAAAGGCAUCAUGGCCAAUCUGCAGCAGACGAACAGCGAGAAGAUUCUGCUGAGCUGGGUGCGUCAAUCCAUCCGCAACUACAAGCCAGUUAAUGUUGUCAAUUUCACCUCCAGCUGGUCAGAUGGCUUGGCCUUGAAUGCCCUCAUUCACAGUCACAGGCCUGACCUCUUUGAAUGGAAGGACAUUGCAAAACUACAGUCAGCAAAUGAGAGACUGGACCAUGCCUUCAAUGUGGCCAAACAGCAUCUUGGCAUAGAAAAGUUGCUGGAUCCUGAAGAUGUUGCAACUGCACAUCCGGACAAGAAAUCCAUCAUUAUGUACAUCACGUCGCUCUUCCAGGUUCUGCCCCAGCAAGUAACUAUUGAAGCCAUCCAGGAAGUGGAAACCCUACCACGACAGCCAAAGGUUACUCAGGAAGAACAAAGAGAGAUGCUGCAAAAACAUUUCUCCCAGCAGCUCAUGGAAUCCUCAGUAGAGAAGCCAGCUGGAAGCUCAACAGUGGAAAGCGAAGUGGACCUGGACAGCUACCAGACUGCACUAGAACUAGUACUGACCUGGCUGCUUUCUGCCGAGGAUUCACUACAGGCACAGGGUGCAAUCUCGGCUGAUGUGGAGGAAGUCAAGGAGCAGUUUCAUGCCCAUGAAGGCUUUAUGAUGGAGUUAACCUCACAUCAAGGUAGUGUGGGUAAUAUUCUACAGGCUGGGAAUCAACUUAUUGAAGAGGGAAAAUUGUCAGAAGAUGAAGAAAAUGAAAUUCGGGAGCAGAUGAACUUGCUGAAUUCCCGAUGGGAAACUCUCAGAGUAGCCAGUAUGGAGAGACAAAGCAAAUUACACGAGGAGCUUAUGGAUCUUCAGCAGCAGCAGCUGAAACAUUUAGCUGAUUGGUUAACAAAUACAGAGGACAGAAUUAACCAAAUGGAGGAAAUGCCUCUUGGACCAGAUCUGGAAGCUUUAAAACAGCAAGUGGAGGAACAUAAACUUCUUCAAGAGGAUCUAGAGCAAGAACAAGUGCGAGUCAACUCUCUGACACACAUGGUCGUGGUAGUUGAUGAGAGCAAUGGAGAAAGUGCCACUGCUGCUCUGGAAGAAGAGCUUCAGAUUCUUGGAGCGAGAUGGGCGGCCAUUUGUAAAUGGACUGAGGAACGCUGGGUCCUAUUGCAGGAGAUCCUUUUUAAGUGGCAAUAUUUCACUGAGGAACAGUGCCUAUUUGAUAAAUGGUUGGCGGAGAAGGAAAAAUCAGUGAGUAAGAUUCAAACAUCUGGUUUUGAAGAUCAGAAUGAGAUGCUCACUAAUCUGAGGAAAUUAGCGAUGCUAAAGGGCGAGCUGGAGCAGAAACGGCAGACAAUGGACAAGCUUUGUGCCCUCAGUCAGGAUCUUCUUGCCUCUCUACAAAAUAAGGCUGUGGCUCAGAAGGUUAAGGCAAGGCUUGAUGAACUCGCUCAACGUUGGGAUGAUCUUGUGCAGAAACUGGAGAAUGGUUCGAAGGAGAUUUCGCAGUCUGCCACUGCAACUGAGACAUCAUUAAUGCAGACCACCGUAAUGGAAACUGUAACCAUGGUUACAACCAAAGAACAGAUUUUGGAUAAACCGAAAGAUGAACUUCCUCCAGCCCCUCCUCCCAAGAAGAGGCAGGUACUUGUGGACUCUGAGCUCAGGAAGAGGUUUGAUGUUGAUACAACAGAGUUGCACAGCUGGAUGACACGAUCAGAAGUUAUCCUUCAAAGUCCAGAGUUUACAAUUUACCGGAAAGAAGGAACAAUUUCAGAUCUUCAGGAAAAAGUUAAUGCUAUUGAAAGAGAGAAACCUGAAAAAUACAGAAAAUUGCAAGAUGCCAACAGAUCAGCUCAGGCCCUGGUGGAACAGAUGGUGAAUGAGGGGAUUUCAUCUGCUGAUGAUAUCAGACAGGCUUCAGAACAGCUCAAGAAGCGCUGGGAGGAAUUCUGUCAACUACUGCUGGAGAGGAUGGACUGGCUGCAACAUCAGGAAAAGAUCAUUAGCAUCUCUUCACAGCUUCAAGAGCUUCAGCAGGCCAUGAUCUCUGCAGAGAGCUGGCUAAAAUCACAGCAGUCACCGCCCACCGAGUCUGACACAUCAAAGAUCCAACUGGAGAAAUGCAAGGAGGAGAUCUCACGAUUGAAAACACUGCAACCAUUGGUUCAAAAGCUGACCAAACAAGGAUCUGAACUAAAACGGAAGGAAGAAGUGCCCAAGUCUUUGGUGGGUGAUAUUGUUGCCUCUACCAGUCACUAUGCACAAGUUCUUGCAGCUCUGCAGAUCCAAGAAAAGUUAUUGCAGUCUCUUCUGGAAAGCCUACCUUCUCUUCGUUACAAGGAAACUUUGAACAAGCUGGUUCUGUGGAUCCAGCAAUUAGAAGCCAAGUUAACUUUAUCACAUGUUACCGUGACAGAGUAUGAAAUUAUGGAGCAACAACUGAAGGAGCUGAAAGCUUUACAAGGUUCUUUUCAGGAACAGCAGAGUGGUCUGAAUUAUCUCACAACAACUGCAGAGGAGGUGUCAAAGAAAGCCCCAGCAGAGAUCAGCCAAAGGUACCGAUCAGAGCUUGAAGAAAUUGUUGGCCGAUGGAAGAAAUUGACACUUCAUUUGAUGGAGCGGAGCCAGAAGCUUGAGGAACUUUUAACAAAAGUUCAGCAGUUUAAGAAUGACACAAAAACCUUGAAGAAAUGGAUGGCUGAAGUGGAUGUUUUUUUGAAGGAAGAAUGGCCUGCUCUUGGUGAUUCAGAAGCACUUGAGAAGCAGCUUGAGCAGUGUACUGCUUUAGUGAAUGACAUCCAAAGUAUCCAGCCCAGCUUAAGUGGUAUUAAUGAAGUUGGGGAAACCUUGAAAAGCCAAGCUGAGCUUGAAUAUCUGAGCAAAUUACAGACUGAACUUGCUGAUCUAAAUGGAUGUUGGGAUAAUAUUUGUAAACAGGCAUAUUCCAAAAAGAAUGCGUUAAAGGGUGGACUGGAUAAAACUAUGAGUCUCAGAAAGGACCUGUCAGAAAUGCAGGAAUGGAUAGCACAAGCUGAAGAAGAGUAUUUGGAAAGAGAUUUUGAAUAUAAAACCCCUGAAGAGCUCAAGAAGGCUGUAGAAGAACUCAAGCAAGCCAAGGAAGAAGUUACCCAGAAGGAGAUGAAGGUGAAACUCCUGAGUGAUGCUGUUAAUAAUUUCAUAACAAAGGCUCCACCUGCAGCCCAUGAAGCUUUGAAGUCUGAGCUGGACGUGCUGACGGGCAAUUACCAGCGGCUCUGCAGCAGACUGAAUAGAAAAUGCAAGACUCUUGAGGAGGUGUGGUCAUGCUGGUGUGAAUUACUGUCUUAUCUGGAGGCAGAAAAUCUAUGGCUUGAUGAACUGGAGCUUAAACUCAAAGAAACAGAAAACCUUCAGGGAGGUGCUGAAGAGAUCUCUGAGGCACUUGAUUCCCUGGAAAAUGUUAUGCGUCACCCAGAUGAUAAUCAGAAUCAAAUCCGUGAGCUGGCACAGACACUGACUGAUGGUGAAAUUCUGGAUGAGUUGAUCAAUGAAAAGCUGGAAACAUUCAAUACUCGCUGGGAAGAGAUGUUACAACAGGCUUUAAGAAGACAGAAAGUCCUUGAGCAGAGCAUUCAAUCCGCACAGGAGACAGAUAAAACUCUUCGUUUAAUCCAAGAAUCUCUUGCAUUGAUUGACAAGCAGCUGACGUCAUGCAUCGCUGACAGAAUUGAUGCUGCCCAGGUCCCUCAGGAAGCUCAGAAAAUCCAGUCUGAUUUGACAAGUCACGAGAUUAGUUUGGAGGAGAUGAAGAAAAGGAUCCAAAGUCCUGAUGUCGUCGGUCAGAGCAAGUCUGCUGGAAGAGUCCUAUCACAAGUUGACAUAGCACAGAAGAAGCUGCAAGAUGUUUCCACCAAGUUCAGAUUGUUCCAGAAGCCAGCGAAUUUUGAGCAGCACCUGUUGGAAUGCAAAAGGCUCCUGGAUGAGGUGAAAUCUGAACUGCACAUGUUGGAAAUGAGCAGUGUAGAGCCGGAAUAUGUCCAGAACCAGCUUGACCAUUGUAUGAAAUUAUAUAAGAAUCUGAGUGAAGUGAAAUCUGAUGUGGAAACAGUGAUUAAAACUGGGCGUCAAAUUGUACAGAAACAGCAAACAGAGAAUCCCAAAGAACUAGAUGAGAGAGUAACUGCCUUGAAACUACAAUACAAUGACCUCGGAGCUCAGGUAACAGAAGGAAAGCAAGAAUUGGAGAAGUCUCUGAAAUUUUCUCGGAAGCUGAGGAAAGAAGUGAAUGCUUUGACAGAGUGGCUGGCAGCAACAGAUGCAGAGUUGACAAGGAGAUCAGCAGUUGAAGGCAUGCCUACUAAUUUAGACACUGAGGUUGCCUGGAGUAAGGGUACACAGAAAGACAUAGAGAAGCGACGGCUACUGCUGAACAGCAUCACAGAGACUGGUGAGAGUCUGAAGGCCAUGUUAGGAAAGAGUAACAAUGUCGUUGAUGAUAAGCUCAGUCUGUUGAACUGUAACUGGAUAGCAGUCACAUCACGGGCCGAAGAAUGGCUUAAUCUUCUGCUGGAAUACCAGAAACAAAUGGAAAAUUUUGACCAGAAUGUUGCUCAUAUCACAACCUGGAUGUAUCGUGCUGAAAUUUUAUUGGAUGAAUCUGAAAAACAGCAAGCUGGACAGAAAGAGGAAGCUUUGAAGCGUCUGAAGUCUGAACUCAAUGACAUGAGACUGAAGGUGGAUGCUGUGCGUGACCAGGCCUUGGAGCUGAUGACAAAUCGUGGAGAUCACUGCAGGGAGGUGGUGGAACCCAAGCUGUCAGAACUGAAUCAGAGGUUUGAUGCCAUUGUGCACAGAAUAAUAACUGGCAAGCCAAUUCCCGAGAACGUAUCUGAUACCCCAAUAACAUUCGGGAUUGAGAUUGAGGAACUGAAAAAUCAGAAGAGUUUUCUCGCUGUGCAGGAGAAAGUGCAACAGCAGGUUUCAAAGGAGUUGGAUCAGUUUGAUACAAAUAUCCAGCAAAUGCUGGAUGUCUUGGAAGAGGAAAUACAACUUGGAGAGAACCUGAAAGAAGAGGACUUUGAGAAAGAUAUGAGUGAAGACGAUGAGAAGAAAAUGAAUGAACUGACAAAAAGGGCAGAUUUGUUGCAACAGGAUAUCACAGAUGAGAGAACGCGAGAAGAAAUUAGAAAGAAACAACGGAUGCUGGAGGCUAAAUUUAAUAUUCUCAAGGAUUUAAGAUCGAUAAGAAGGAAAAAGGCUCUGGAGAUCACUCCUGAUUGGUAUCAAUAUAAGAAGCAGGCUAACAACCUGUUGCAGUGGUUGGACGACAUUGAGAAAAGGUUAGCCAAUCUGCCAGAACCCAAAGAUGACCAGAAGAUGAAGGAGUUGGAUGCUGAACUGGAAGAGAAGAGAGGAGAUCUGAAUGCAGUGCACAGACAAGCACAGAGCCUGUCAAAGAAGGGAGCUGGCAAGGCACUGGAGCUGCAGCUGCUCCAGCUCAACAAACGCUGGAAUCACAUUGAGAGCAAAUUUGCUCAGUUUCGAAGAUUGAACUAUGCACCAAUUCUAAGUACUUACGAAGAACGCAUUGUUACUGUGCGGAGUGAAAGGAUAUUGCCUGAACCCUCUUACAUGCCUUCUGCCUACCUGACAGAGGUACACCAGCUUCACAAAGCUGUGUCUGAUGAGGCGCUUCUCCUCAAGUCUCCUGAGCUUCAAGCCAAGGAUUUCGAAGAUUUCUCAAAGCAGGAUGCAUGUUUAAAGGAUGUGAAAAGGCAAUUGGAAAAGCUCUCAAGCCAAGUGGCAUCUGUCCACAGCCAGAAACCUGCUGUUCUCCGGAGCGUCGCCUACCCAGAUGUUAACCGUAUUCAGGAUGCAGUAGCUGAGCUUGAUGAUAAGUGGGAAGAUGUGAACAAGAUGUACACUGAACGUCAAAGGAGGUUUGAUAGAAGUGUGGAAAGAUGGCGUACCUUCAACAAUGAACUGAAAGACCUGGCCAAGUGGAUGACAGAAGCAGAAAUUACUCUGGCUAACAACAAGAUGGAGGAUGAAACUAUAGAUCCAGUGAGAAUGAAGCAAGUAGUAAAGGAAUUGCAGAAUGGAAUUGGAAUCCAGAAGAGUGCUGUCGCUCGUUUGAACGUGACAGGAGAGGAGAUUAUUGGACAGUCAUCAAAACCUGAUGGUGACAUCCUCAAAGAGAAACUGAGUGAGCUGAACAGACGUUGGCAGGAAAUUUGCAGACAGGUGGAUGAAAGAAAGAGAAGGUUGGAGGAGGAGAAGAAUAUUCUUUUAAAAUUACAGGAAGAUUUGAAUGAGUAUUCCUGUUGGCUGGAAGAUACAGAGAAGACUUUGAGAUUAGUAUCGGAACCUGGAAAUGAGCAGCAGCUGAAAGAGUCACUCGAGAGAGUCAAGCUACGAGCGGAAGAACUACCUAGGCGGAAAGGGAUAUUGAAGUGCUUAAAUGAAAGAGGAGGAACAACACUCAAAAGCAAGACUCUGGCCCCAGAACAACGCUUUAAAUUGGAAACAGAUCUCCUGCAGGCGAAUAAUUGCUGGACAAAGGUAUCAAAAAAUCUGCCUGAUAAACAAAAAGAAAUAGAAGAAAAUUUGAAGGACUUGGCACUAUUUCAACAGCAGAUAAACCUUCUCACACUCUGGGCUUCUACUACCAAGCAUCAGUUGGAAUCAUACAAGCAAGCACCAUCACCAGAAGUCUUUGAUAUUCAGGAGACAGAAGAAGGAGUACUAGCCAAACAGGCUGAUGUGGCAGGCAUAUUUUUUAAGGCACAGAAUUUCUAUAAAGACAAACCAAUUCCUCAACCAAUAAAGGGAAAAAUUGACAACCUGAAUUCUGACUGGAAGACGAUCAAUAAGUUAUUAUACGACCUGAAACAAAGGCAUCAACCUGGUGUCCUUUCAACCACACAGCAAACAGUUACCCUGGUGACACCGAUGCCCGUUACCACGGAAACAUCGUUCACAAAGUUCGACAUGCCAUCCUCUUUGCUCACGGAUGUUCCUGCUCUGGCUGACUUCAACAAGGCUUGGGUGGAACUGACAGACUGGCUUUCAUUGCUGGAUCGUGUGAUCAAGUCUCAGCUUGUGACAGUGGGAGACGUUGAAGAAAUCAAUGACAUGAUAAUAAAGCAGAAGGCCACUCUGCAAGACUUGGAUCAAAAGCGCCCUCAGCUGGAUGAGCUUAUCACUGCAGCACAGAACCUGAAGAACAAGACAACCAACCAGGAGGCUCGAGCAAUCAUUACAGAUCGUAUUGAAAAGGUUCAGACUCAGUGGGAUGAGGUGCAAAGCCGGUUACAGUCUCGCACCCAACAGCUGCAGGAGAUGCUGAAGGAUUCCAAUCAAUGGCUGGAAGCCAAGCAAGAGGCAGAGGAACUUCUUGAGAAAGCCAGAACAAAGCAGGGAACCUGGAAGGAAAUGUCCUACAACGUGGACAUACUAAUGAAGCAGAAUGCAGACGUAAAGCAAUUGAUCAAGGAGCUGCGGCAGUGGCAGAUAAAGGUGGACAUGGCGAAUGACCUUGCACGCAAGCUUCUGCGGGAUUAUUCAACGGAUAAUACUUCGAAGGUGGAAAUGAUGGCCAACAGCCUUCAUGUUUCUUGGGCAGCUGUUAAUAAAAGGGCCAGCGAGAGGGAAGCUGCAGUGGAAGCAGCCCUCAGGUUGCUGCAACAGUACUAUCUGGAUUUGGACAAAUUCCGGGCCUGGCUUACAGAAGCAGAGACCACUGCCAAUGUCCUGCAGGAUGCUACCUAUAAAGAGAGGCUAUUGGACAACACCCAGCUGGUCCAGGAUCUGACAAAACAGUGGCAGGAUCUUCAGUCAGAAAUUGACGCUCACACAGAUACAUAUCACAAUUUGGAUGAGAAUGGACAGAAAAUACUUAAGGGUCUGGAGGGUGCUGAGGAAGGGGUUUUGCUUCGGAAAGAUCUUGAUGACAUGAACUUUCGUUGGACUGAACUCAGGAAAAAAUCACUGAAUAUCAGAGCCUGUCUGGAAACAAACGCUGAGCAGUGGAAGCGGCUGAAGAUCUCCCUCCAGGACUUACUGACAUGGAUGAAUUUGAAGAAUGAUGAACUAAGGAGGCAAAUGCCUAUUGGUGGUGAUGUUCCCAUAGUGCAACAGCAGAAUGAUGUUCACCGAACUUUCAAACGGGAGCUGAAGGCAAAAGAACCAGUGAUCAUGAGCACAUUGGACACAGUGAAUUUGUUCUUGGCUGAUCAGUCAAUCAGAGGGCCUGAAAGUCUUUUAUCUGUACCAAAAGAAAAAACACCUGAAGAGAAUGUCCAGAAUAUUGCGAGAGUCAUUCGGAAGUAUGCCGAAGACGUGAAAGUGGAAUGGGACAAGUUGAGCGUUCACUCUGUUGAUUGGCAGAAGCGUAUAGAUGAUGCCUUGAAGAGACUACUGGAAUUGCAAGAUUCAAUGGAUGAAUUGAACCUCAAAUUGAGACAGGCUGAAGCUAUCAAAGAUACUUGGCAACCUGUAGGGGAUCUGCUAAUUGACUCAUUGCAGGAUCAUAUUGAAAAAGUCAAGGUUUUCAGAGGAGAAAUCGCUCCCAUGUCAGAGAAUGUGACUCAUAUGAAUGAUCUCGCUUCUAAGUUUGUGCCACCUGAUCUCCAACUAUCCCCAUACAAUCUAAAUCAGCUGGACGAUCUGAACACAAGGUGGAAACUCUUACAGGUGUCUAUAGAUGAGCGUCUGAAGCAAUUGCAUGAAGCUCAUAGAGAUUUUGGACCCACAUCCCAGCAUUUCUUGUCCACUUCUGUCCAAGGUCCUUGGGAGCGAGCAAUAUCACCCAACAAAGUUCCCUACUACAUUAAUGCAAAGACUGUGAUCGGAAGUAAACUAAGGUCAUCAGAUCACCAAACCCAGACCACCUGCUGGGAUCACCCCAAGAUGACGGAGCUUUACCAGUCGCUAGCUGAUCUAAAUAAUGUCAGGUUCUCUGCGUAUAGAACUGCCAUGAAGCUACGAAGACUUCAGAAAGCUCUUUGCUUGGAUCUUCUUACCCUGCCAAGUGCUUGCGAGGCAUUUGACCAGCACAAUCUGAAGCAAAAUGACCAACUAAUGGAUAUUCUGGAGAUAAUUAACUGCUUGACUUCAAUCUAUGAUCGUUUGGAGCAGGAACACAGUAACCUUGUUAAUGUGCCUCUUUGUGUAGACAUGUGUCUUAACUGGCUCCUCAAUGUCUAUGACACUGGUCGAACAGGGAAGAUUCGUGUCCUGUCCUUUAAAAGCGGAGUCAUGUCUUUGUGCAAAGCACACCUGGAGGAUAAAUAUCGUUAUCUGUUCAAGCAAGUGGCGAGUCCCACUGGAUUCUGUGAUCAGCGCAGGCUUGGGCUUCUACUGCAUGAUGCAAUUCAGAUUCCACGCCAGCUGGGAGAAGUUGCAUCCUUUGGAGGCAGCAACAUUGAACCCAGUGUUCGCAGCUGCUUCCAGUUUGCCAAUAACAAGCCCGAGAUUGAGGCAGCCUUGUUCCUGGAUUGGAUGAGGCUGGAGCCUCAGUCGAUGGUCUGGAUGCCAGUACUCCACAGAGUGGCAGCAGCUGAGACAGCUAAACACCAGGCCAAGUGCAAUAUUUGUAAAGAAUGCCCCAUCAUUGGAUUCAGAUACCGGAGCUUAAAGCACUUUAAUUAUGAUGUCUGCCAAAGCUGCUUUUUUUCUGGUCGGACAGCAAAGGGUCAUAAAAUGCAUUACCCGAUGGUGGAAUACUGCACCCCGACAACUUCGGGAGAAGAUGUCCGAGAUUUUGCAAAGGUUUUAAAGAACAAGUUCCGAACAAAGAGGUACUUUGCAAAACAUCCCCGAAUGGGAUAUCUGCCGGUGCAGACAGUUCUGGAAGGGGAUAACUUAGAAACUCCUGUUACUCUGAUCAACUUCUGGCCAGUAGAUUAUGAACCUGCCUCAUCCCCACAGUUGUCACAUGAUGAUACUCAUUCUCGAAUUGAACAUUAUGCUAGCAGGCUAGCAGAAAUGGAAAACAGAAAUGGAUCUUAUUUGAAUGACAGCAUCUCACCAAAUGAAAGCAUAGAUGAUGAGCACCUGCUGAUCCAGCAUUACUGCCAGAGUCUGAAUCAGGAGUCACCACUGAGUCAGCCUCGGAGUCCGGCUCAGAUCCUCAUCUCCUUGGAGAGUGAAGAGAGGGGAGAGUUGGAAAGAAUUCUAGCUGACCUGGAGGAUGAAAACAGAAACCUUCAGUCUGAGUAUGAGAGGCUGAAGCAGCAGCAUGAUCACAAGGGCCUGUCUCCUUUGCCAUCCCCUCCUGAGAUGAUGCCCAUUUCACCACAGAGUCCCAGGGAUGCCGAACUGAUCGCUGAAGCCAAACUGCUUCGUCAGCACAAAGGUCGCCUCGAGGCUAGGAUGCAGAUCCUGGAAGAUCACAACAAGCAGCUUGAAUCCCAGCUCCACAGACUGAGGCAGCUGCUGGAGCAGCCGCAGGCAGAAGUCAGAGUCAAUGGUACUACCGUCUCCUCCCCUUCUACUUCCUCACAAAGAUCAGACAGCAGCCAGCCAGUGCUACUGCAUGGAGUUGGCAGUCAGACUUCAGGAUUAGUGGGUGAGGACGACUUGCUGAGUCCGACCCAGGGUACCAGCAGUGGAUUAGAAGAUGUAAUGGAGCAACUCAAUAACUCCUUUCCAAGCUCUCGGCGUAACAAUGUAGGCAGCCUCUUCCAUAUGGUGGACGAUCUUGGCCGCGCAAUGGAAACCUUGGUGACGGUCAUGACAGACGAUGAGGCAGCAGAGUAACCAGAUGUGCUUUAUCACAAUUUUGGCUUCAGAUGUCAAGCAUGGUUUUUAUAUGUUCAUACAAAAUAUAAAUGGAUUGGACCGUACAGGUUUACAAGUUUAAAAAAAGAAAACAUCUAUUUUUUUGUGAAAGGUAGUGGUAAUAUACUGUAGAUUUCAGUAGUUUCCUAAGUCUGUUAUUGUUUUGUUAACAAUGGCAGGUUUUACAGUUCUAUGCAAUUGUACAAAAAAUGAAUGAAAACAUAAAAUCUUGGUAGCUACAUACCUUGCCAUUUCUUUGUAUGGAACGUGUUUCGGAUUGUUAAAUUUGUAACAAUUAUGAAGAUUGUUCACUAAAAGGGUGCUUUCUAACGAAUAACACAUAAUUUUAUUGUUUAUAAACCCCCUUCCCCAGAACAAGACAAUUUUGAAAUGGUAAGAGGUAACGCAUUUGUCUUUGCUUCAUUUCAGCUGUAAUCAAAUAAGAAAAAAAAAUCACAAUCAGUGUUGAUCUUUAUUUUUCUUCUUAGUAAGUGAUAAUAUUGUAGCACAUAGCAGAACCAAAACUCUUUAUCUGACAUCUCCAUUUUUCUAAUGAAAUGCCAGGAAUGUAUUGCUGCAUUGCCCAGAAAAUCUCCAUCAUUCGGUUAUAAUCACCAUAUAUUGGAGAGAACUUAUUUAUUUGGCAUUGGAUAUCUUUAUCUUAAAAAAAGCAGUCUUUAACUCUCAUUAAUUCUACCUCAUUGUUUUGUUUUGGCUAAAUUUUUCCACAGUUUUAAUUGAUAUUUGGAACAAUAAUCCUUAAAUUUAUAACUUAGAUGCAUAAAAUUUACCAAUGGAUCUUUGGAAUUAUUUAUAACACCUCUCCACAAUUGGGCAGUAAUUUUUUGUUUGUGGCUGUUUGGAGUUAACAUUAUCUUUUUAAUGCACCCUCGAACCAACUUUUUUAAGGUGUCAUCAGUUUUCUAAUCCAUUUAAAUAAGGUACAAAUUAAAGGUUAGUUUACUACAGAUGUUGCUGCUAAAAUAGGUAUUUGCUUGCAGCAACUGCGUUCUCAGUUGUGAUUUCAUUAAAUAGAAUAUUAGUUUUUGGGGUGAGUCAGAAAAAAAGGAUGCAAAAUAUGAAUUACUUAAAAAUACCAUGAAGCAUUUGAGUUCACUUUGUAUGACCUGAAUGUAUUUGACUAUGGAAGUAAUCAGUAUAACUUGGUGCAUAAAUAUCACUAUGGCAUGUUAUGUCAUUUUAACCAGUAUUGUUUGUUAUUCAAAUGUCAUCAUAAUAUAUUGCAUUAUACAUUACGUUAACACCUCCAAUACACAUACUAAUUGUUUUGUAAAGUAUAUUUUCCUGCAUAAUCACCACAUAUCAAAUUCCACACAAUAUAUGCCUUACUAUUGUAUUAUAUAUUGCUUUACUGUGUAUACAAUUAAAGCACGCAG